Molecule: messenger RNA, 525 nt
Organism: Caenorhabditis remanei
Lineage: Eukaryota; Metazoa; Nematoda; Chromadorea; Rhabditida; Rhabditidae
Exons: 5
Coding region: 1-525 (174 amino acids)
Source: RefSeq, a predicted model, not a curated record
AUGGAUAUUGCUGUUUCAGCACUCAAAUCAGAAUACCCUUUAUCUGUUGAAUUGAUAAACCCAUCUGGAUCAUCUGCUUUCAAAACUCCAAAUCGUGGAAGGCAUUAUUUCAAAUAUCCAGAAGUAGAUGGAAGUUUUCACGAGAUUGGUGACUUUCAGUUGUGUAUUUCUAGUCGACAAAUCAGACAACCCGUACAGGUUUCCUUGAUAAUUGUCAUCCACGAAAAGAAUGCCAACAACAUUGACGUGGCUUCUAACCUAAAACGAAUCAAACAUAACUCUGAUUUCGAUAAUACACGAAUGACAUUGAAGAAUUUCGAACAAAUUACUCUGAAUAUUGACGUUCAGCUGAAAAUUAUGAAGACAGAACAAGCGAAACGAGCGUUUGUAGAAAAAAUUGACAGACAACACAUUGAAACGGCAUUUGAAAUGAUUAAUUUUUGGCAUAUUAUGAGAGUUUUUCUAGUACUUUUCAUAGCUGGAUUCCAGGUUCAUGCCAUCAGAACUCUACUCUCUCCGAAAUGA